AUGGGGAAAGCGCUAGGUAACUUCGGCUCGCGGGUCGGCAGCUACGUCGGGAUGAUGUCGGACCAGUUUUUCGACUACGACACACCCAAGAUGGUACAGAUCAAGAGCAAGAAGGUGGGGCUGAUCAACAGGGUGGUUCAGAUAUGCGUCAUAGCCUACGUUGUCAUAUAUGUUUUAAUUAUCAACAAAGACUACCAGAAGCGAGACAAUGUGGAAGGAUCGGCGACGGCUAAGUUAAAAGGCGUGGCUUAUACAAACAUCACGGGGGCGUGGGAUCUUCAAAUAGAUGACCCAACGCCCUACAAUCGGAUCUGGGAUCUUGCCGAUUACGUCAUACCGCCACAGCAAACGAACGCUUUUUUCGUCAUGACAAACAUGGUUAUCACGCCCCAACAAAGCCGCGGGAUUUGUCCAGAGGCUUCCGAUGUAUGGUUUGGAAAGUGUCAAACAGAUGCAGAUUGCCCAGCGGGUGAAUAUGUUAAAACUGGAAAUGGCAUGCGGACGGGUCGAUGCGUACCAGCGCCUUGGCGUUACAAAGACGUCAACAAAACCUGCGAAAUUAGAGCAUGGUGUCCAACAGAAUACGACAUGUUACCAAGGUCCAAAACGCCGGUGCUCAUGGAAGCUAAAAAUUUCACAGUGAUGAUUAAAAACAGCAUUUCCUUCCCAUUAUUCAACUUUUCAAAAAGAAAUAUCCGGGAAACUGCGGAGAAGGCUUACCUGCGAGGCUGCAUGUACGACCCCGUCAAGGACCCACUCUGCCCUAUCUUAAAGCUCGGGGAAAUCGUGGCUAUGGCUAACGACACGUUCGAACACAUGGCCUACAAGGGAGGCGUGAUAACGAUAGACAUCCAAUGGAACUGCAACCUCGACAGACAUCGAGACGAAUGUCUACCAAAGUAUCGAUUCUUCCGUUCCGACGAUCAGCACGCCAAAAUAGCCGCCGGGUUUAACUUCCGGUUCUCGAAGUUUUACAAAGUGGACGGCAAGGAGCAUCGGACGUUAACGAAGGCCUACGGUAUCCUGUUCAACAUUAAGAUCACCGGGCAGGCUGGCCAGUUCCACUUCAUCCCGCUCAUGCUCAACGUGGCGUCGGGGUUUGCGCUGCUUUCGCUGGCCACCGUCAUGUGUGACAUCGUUGUGCUGUAUCUGCUGAAGAAACGAAACAUCUACAAAGAAUGCAAAUACCAGAACGUCAACCCGGUCACGGACGAUGGCUAUGAGGUCCCCACCCUUCGAUCGUUUUCCAAAUCGGACGGCAACAGCGCUAUAUUCCCGCUCCGCCGUGUAUCAUACGACGGUAACUCAAUGGACGUGGGCAAGCGGUACGCCACGGCAUAUCUGGAUUCAACCUCCGACAAUGAUCGAAACAGCUAAAACAAUGAACAUUUUUUUUGUAUCUAAUUAUAGAAACACAGUUAUAUACAAUAAAAUAACCUGUUUGUAUUUUGGUGGAACGAUAAAUUGCCAACUUUGGAAAGCGGUGAUGUGGACUUUGAUGAAGAGUGAAAAUGUGUGGCUCGGAUUUUGUCUGUUUUUGUUGUCUUUUCUGUGGUUAAGUGUCCGCUACUUUUAAAUUAUAAGUUCAUAUUUAUUUCCGACGUUUCAAGUGCAUGUAUGUUGUAUUUAUGUCAGAUUACUGUUGUUUGAACGUCUUUUCGUCAGUGUCUUGCAGAGUUGUAACGAGUCACUGAUUUUUGUGA
Molecule: messenger RNA, 1703 nt
Organism: Patiria miniata (bat star)
Lineage: Eukaryota; Metazoa; Echinodermata; Asteroidea; Valvatida; Asterinidae
Product: P2X purinoceptor 4-like
Exons: 11
Coding region: 1-1377 (458 amino acids)
Biological process (GO): response to ATP; monoatomic cation transmembrane transport
Cellular component (GO): nuclear inner membrane; plasma membrane
Molecular function (GO): extracellularly ATP-gated monoatomic cation channel activity; purinergic nucleotide receptor activity
Source: RefSeq, a predicted model, not a curated record